AUGGUUGUCGAAUCAAUUUCAAUACCACCACUUCGUAGAACUUCUUUAAAAACCCCAAUCAUUCCUUUGACACCUGCAGAAGAUAAUCCAAUUUCUCUCAAAGUUUCAAAAAUUUUAAUUUGCCCUAUCGAUGACGGUAAAACCAAAUCUGCAUUAGAAGCACUUUCGGAAUUUUAUACUUCAAAUUCUGUAGCUGAACGUAGAAAUUUGAAAGGGGAUAUUGAACAAAAAGCUAUUGAAACCAACAGAAAUUUUCUUGAGUUUUUUGGUAAAGUUACAGAGCAAUUAGCAGCUAUAGAAUCGGAAAUUAAGAGCAUGAACAAUUUUUGUGAUGAGAUUAGUAAAAGUCUGGAUUCCGCAAAUCGUAAAACUGCAUUAUUAUUGGAACAAAGCGAUAGUCUAAAGUCACAACGAGAAAGUUGUAAGACUCGCAAGAUUUUGAUAGACGCAUUUUUGGAAAAAUUUACACUCUCAGAAAAAGAGGUUGCAACCUUAUCGUCUCCUGAUUCAGAAAUAGGUCCAGAGUUUUUUGAGGCAUUGAAACAUUUGCAACAAAUUCACGGCGAUUGUGAUGCAUUAUUGAUUACAGAAAAUCAAAGAGCAGGGCUAGAAAUUAUGGAAAAAAUGAAUUCUUACCAAGAAACUGCUUUUGACAAAUUAUAUCGAUGGACUCAAACAGAAUCUCGUUCUUUAGGCCGAGAUACACAAGAAGUUCCUGUAACUUUGAAACUUGCGUUGAAAACGUUAAAACAACGACCUGUGCUAUUUCAGUCAUGUCUUGAAGAACUCGUUUACAUCCGAAGAAAUUCAAUAAUACGCACAUUCAUGGAUGCUUUAACUCGAGGUGGUCCUGGAGGUACUCCCCGUCCAAUAGAAUUACAUGCACAUGAUCCUUUACGUUAUGUAGGUGAUAUGCUGGCUUGGAUUCAUCAGACAGUUGCUAACGAAAGAGAAUUUUUGGAAAGCUUAUUCGAGAUUGAAAAUGAUUAUUCGAAUGUUGAAGGUUUGGAAAAAGAAAGCGAUGACAUCGUUAUUCAGGAUUUGUUAGAUCGUGAUAUUGAUGGGACAUGUCGCCCAUUAAAGACACGUGUUGAACAAGUCUUGGGCUCACAACCUGGAGCCAUAACAGGAUAUAGGAUUUUAAAUUUGAUUCAAUUUUAUAAAAUUACAAUUGCAAGAAUUUUAGGCCCUAAUGCUGCCUUGUCUAUGGUACUUAAAGACAUUACGGAUUCGGCAACAAAAGUAUUUUUCAAUACACUUAAUAUGCAAGCUGAACAACUAUUGCGUUAUAGACAGACCCCAGGUGCAGAGUUAAUGCAACCACCUGCAGUGAAAGAAACUGUAUUGCAGUUGAAAGAAAUAAUGGCAUCAUAUGAAACAUCUUUGGUCACUGCUACAGAACGUGAAGAUGGUUUCCGCACAAUUUUAGAUACUAUAUUAGACCCUUUGUUUCAAAUGUGUGAACUGGGUGCAAAUGAUUUAUCAAAAUUUGAUAAAGCAAUUUACAUGAUCAACUGCCUUCACUAUGUACAAUCAUCUUUAACUCCAUACUCAUUUACUCAUGGUAGAGUUAUGUCACUAGAGAGACAAAUUGAGGAAAACAUGGAAAUUUUAGUAGAUGGGCAGUAUGCAAAUCUUUUAAACCAAUCCGGAUUAGGACCAAUCGUCCAGAUUAUGGAAACGAAGGAUGAAAACACGCCAUUAUCGCUAUACCCAAAUAUGGAUACCAAUUCGCUAACAAAUACAAUGGCGAGACUUGAUUCAUUUUUGUCGUUAGCCGAUACAGAUACAUUCAGAUUACAAGGACAUCCACAGCCAUUGGUAAAAAAAGUUAAUCGAAGAGUAAUGAAGAUGUUUGUUGAAGCUUAUAGAAGAAUCAGUGAUGCUAUAAAAGAUCCAAGAAAUAGAUAUGAAUUUCCCGCAACUAUUCUAGCUAGAACUGUUGAUGAAGUUGAAAAUCUCUUAAUGGUUGAUAAUGAAUAA
Messenger RNA from Cetraspora pellucida, 1983 nucleotides. The record is from the annotation of a GenBank genome assembly. NCBI's taxonomy places the organism in Eukaryota, Fungi, Glomeromycota, Glomeromycetes, Diversisporales, Gigasporaceae.